Messenger RNA from Heterostelium album PN500, 819 nucleotides. RefSeq lists its product as uncharacterized. The record is from RefSeq and is a predicted model, not a curated record. The coding region runs from base 1 to 819 and encodes 272 amino acids. The transcript has 2 exons. NCBI's taxonomy places the organism in Eukaryota, Evosea, Eumycetozoa, Acytosteliales, Acytosteliaceae.
AUGAGAAAUCAAAUAAUUACAAUAAUAUUUUCACUUUAUCUAUUGCUUAUUUUUAUUGCAAAGAACAAUGUUUAUGCAAUAGAUGCUACAAAUAACAAUAACAAUAAUUUUUCCGAAUUAUCAACACUCUCUUCAACUUCCUAUAUAAACAAUGGAACCUACACAAUUACUCAAUCAGGUUCCACCAAAAUCGAAUUGAAUUUAUCAAUUUAUGUAAUUUAUUUAUUCCCUUCAAUUAAAAAUAUAACAAUCAAUAAUACUGAAUGUACCACUAUCGCCACCAAAGAUCGCCAAAUAAGUUGCUAUUUGUCCAAUCAAACAUCAUUGAAUGAAGAUAUCUAUCAAGUUCUAAUAUUUAAUGAAACAAAUCAGAUUAUUAAUGAAAAUGUUAAAUUUCAAAGAAAAGUACCAUAUAUAUCAAGUGUUUUCAGUAAUAUAGAUGAAAGGCUAACAUAUGUAAUUGGAAACUUCACAAACCAAACUUAUAUAUCAGCAUGUGGUUAUUAUGAAUUUAUAAGUUUAAAUUCUACAACCAUUGUUAUUAGAAUCGAGAGUUCAGCAGGAGAUCAAUGUUAUGUUUAUGUUAGAGAUGGUGCAUCUGAUAAGUUCUAUUUCACAAGUACCUAUAGCUAUCACAAUAGAAGAGCAGGCGAUGGAGAAGGUGCAGCUCUUGGUCGAGCACUUGCUAUCAUUGUCAUUAUAUCAAUCGUGUCGGUCGUUGUAUUUAUAAUAAUAGUUGUAAUAAUAGUUGUAUUCACUGUUAGAUAUUGUAAAAGAAAGAGAAGUCAUCCUAAAAACUAUAUUGCAGUCAAUGAAUAA